Molecule: messenger RNA, 2110 nt
Organism: Gopherus flavomarginatus (Mexican gopher tortoise)
Lineage: Eukaryota; Metazoa; Chordata; Testudines; Testudinidae
Gene: LYRM4
Product: LYR motif containing 4
Exons: 3
Coding region: 84-293 (69 amino acids)
Biological process (GO): iron-sulfur cluster assembly
Cellular component (GO): mitochondrion; L-cysteine desulfurase complex
Source: RefSeq, a predicted model, not a curated record
GAGGAGGCCGCAUUGAGCUCAGGCUCCUGCGCGGGCGGGAGGGCGAAGGGGCCUUCGCGGGAGGACCCGACUGUGCCAGCAACAUGGCAGCGUCCAGCCGGGCCCAGGUGCUGCGGCUGUACCGGGCCCUGCUGCGGGAGAGCCAGAGCUUCACCGCCUACGGCUACAGAACAUAUGCAAUCAGAAGGAUAAGAGAUGCCUUCAGAGAAAACAAACAUUUAAAGGAUUCAGAAGAGAUACAAACGCUAGUGAAUAAAGCAAGAACAAACCUAGAGAUUAUUCAUCGGCAGUAGUCCAAACUGAGGAGAAUUGUGCUUUAUACAGAAGAUUCUUUUGCAGAGUGACCAACAAUACACCAUAAACUUCUGGAGGAGUACUAUGUGAGGGUUUCCCUGAUUAGUGCUAACUUGUCUUCCUGGUAUAACCAUGUUCAGAGUGAACAGAUGGACGGUGAUGACUCCUCUCUUUAAUAUCGUUUGAAUUGUUUGACUUUCCUUUCUUAUAUAUAUGAAUAUGAACUGUAAGAAGAAUGUUCAUGAGCUAUGACAAUUCUGUUUAAGGGGCUGUGCUUAUAAUACUACGUACCAAAUGCUUAAAAUAUUUUUCACAUUCACAGCAUAUUAUAAACCUCUUCUAAUCCUUGCAGUAUUCUUUGGGAUUGGUAAGCAUUGUCUCCAUUUCAUUGAGAUGAAAACUGAAGCAUUGUUGAGUGAUACAGCCAAAGUCACUGUCAGAUCCUGUAUUAGAACUCAGGAGUUCCUGUCUCCCAGUCAUGUGAUUAUGCUACACCUGUCUUAAUCUUGUAACAGUCUUGGUUUUUCCAUUGCAAUUUACUGUAAUUAGUUGGCAAGUAUAUUUCAUGUUAGAACCUCUGUUUGUGUAUUCUCUACCGUUAGAACAAUUCUCCUGGAUUAAUAGUUUGGUUUUUGAGUUACAUUAUAUCCGAUGCAGUAGGACAUAUCCAGAGUGCUUGACCUUCUUGAUGCAGUCGUUGCCAAUAUGUCCCCUCAGCAGUGUUAUGGAUGCAAGCAACUGCUUGGUGGUACCAGAGGUUAUGGCUGAUGAAUGUACUAGAACAGCACUAGUAUUAUUACGAAUCAGUAAUAAUAUAUCUGCAGCAUAAAAAAUAAAGCAUAGAAUAUUUUGAAUCUUUUUGUUCUUUCAGCACCUCCUAAGUGGUUUGGUUAAAUGACAUUCAUUUAGUACUGUAUGUGCUGUUGUAUUCAACAUUUUAUUUUUAAUGUUCACGGGUUUUUAGAGAAUGUUAGAGGGGCACAGACAAUUUGAAGUGUAGUCAGUUUGAAAAGCAAAAACUAAAUUUUGUUUAGCUACUGCACUUGCUUUUGGAUCCCACUGCCAGUGUUUUUUUUGGUUUUACCACCACAUUUUCCUGUUGUUUUACACAAACGGGGCUGGCUGACUAUUUGGGGGGAGCAAUGGAAUUGACUCAUACAGACACAAACUAACAUAAUUCAGAAAUAAGGGUUUUGUUUUUCCCUCUGAUCUUUUCAGUUCUAAUAAUCUUAGUUUUACUUACAACCGUGGCAGGUAAAAUAGUUUAGGAAGAAGUGGGCAUUUACUUUUUAAGCAUUCAGAGUGCUAGGUCCAGUCUACAAAAUCUUUAACGGAUUUGGAGUUCACCACCAUAUAGAUCUUCUCACCCUCCAAGAAAGCUACUUAGACUACUAAGCGUUAGAGGCAGAAUGCACUUAGCAGCAGAAUCUUGACUAUGAAACUUCUUGCUAGUAAUGUUAAUUUAAGGUUAUAGAUAAGAUAAACAUUAGGGGGUUUUUUUCCACUUGUUAUUUGAGAGUUGCAAAAUUAUACAAUAUCUUUGAUUAUGUAAUGGCAAUUCUGUAGCCAAGAGCACAGCAUAGUUGGAGAAAGCCUUGAACCCCACAUUCAUAAGAUUGUUUGAACACCCACAACGUCCUUGAAAAUUUUAUACUGUUUACUGUUGAUGCUGGGGGUCCAUGAACCAAAAAUCUGAACGUUUCUGUUCCUACUGACAACAAAUUAUGUUUGUACACGAAUGAGGUUUCUUUUUAUCAGAUUUGCUACUUGGAAAAAAACAUGUAAAGAUGGCAAAUGAAUUUACUGCUUACUUCAA